GUAGGUAAUUUUAUCGUAUUUUGAUUGGUGGUUACUUUCUUCGUUUAAAAUAUUGAGCAUCUCCAACAUGUGCUUUAUAUUUCAUUAGGAUAUCUUAUUUGGCUUCUGGGUGUUAAGGAAGGAGUUAUUGAAAUUUCUUCAUUGUUGAGAGAAUUUUGAACCGCUAUUUUUGUAGUUUUGAAUGGAUACUUCAGAGCUAAAUCUCUGAAUGUAGUAGCUUCAAGUAAAGAAAUGAAUAAUACAGAUUUAAUCCCACUUGAAAAAUGAGAGUUUGAUAUUAGCUUAAAUAUCGCUUCUAAUCUUUCAGGGUGAUCAUGCCAAUUACUCAAAGAUUCGUUGCAACAGUCCUUGAAUUUUAGGCAUUUGAUGGUAGGCUUAUUGUCACUUAGAAUAUCUAUUUUGCUUCCAUAUAUGGUUCAUUUAUCGAAUUCUACCCAAAAACUUGAAGUAAUAUUAUUGAAUAAUAGACUCAUUUGCCUAUUUGAGAACGUUAAAUGAGCAAAUUUUAUUACUCCUGCUCACUUCAGUAAGAAUCUGGCAAGAGAUGGCAUCAAUAUUUUAGAGCUGAUGGAAUGAUUUCUCUCUUUUCCUGAUACAACUAAAUUUUCUAUGACAGUUGGCUUUUAUGUCUCAAGAAACUUCACAAUAGUCCGAAGCUUAGAGGCUGUAACAUUUUGGAACUUAAGGCAUGGACUUAGAGGAUGUGGAUAUUUAUUUAUUCAAUUGAAGUAGUAGUUAUCCAAAUCGAGUAUAGUAUCCUUUGGGAUUUCCCCAUAAUAUUUUUGGUUUCUAAUAAACGGUCAGUGUAGCUCUGUUAUUCCGUAUGAAAUAUUAGAUGAUCUGAAUUGGAAGUCAUGAAACAUCCAGUAAUCUAGUUUCUCUUCCUCUUUGAGUAGUUCUUGCUCAGAUUGGUGCUCCUUGCUUUC
Moneuplotes crassus is the source of this 926-nucleotide messenger RNA. NCBI's taxonomy places the organism in Eukaryota, Ciliophora, Spirotrichea, Euplotida, Euplotidae. The record is from the annotation of a GenBank genome assembly.